GUGUCUCCUGUCGGAUUUGGCUUUGAAUAGCAAUCGAUUUUAUACAAUUAAGAGCCAAUGUCAUAAGUAACAUACGGGUUGGGAAGAGCAUAAGAUACCUCUUAAUAGUUAAAUCAAGCGCAACCACUGCAACUCCCCUUGUGCAUGAGGCAAUUGAGCAACAUCGGGGUCUACGUUCCGCAGUUCCUAAAAUGGAACGAGCUGUACCACGAAAGUGAUCUCGCGUGUUUAAUAUCUCGCUAUGUUCGACUCUUCAUGUGUGUUUUUUACCACUUCUGAAUGGCAAAGACAAAAAGUAGAAAUAUAUCCAGUUAAUAUCGGUUCAACGAACAACGAUGUCCAUCGGGUAAUAGACCGUCGCGUUUAACGAUGGCGUUCCGGCCGCUUAAGACAACGAUCUCUCGUCGGCGGGCCGCCGCGCUACUCCUUUCCUCCUGUUCCCUUGGCCUCCUGGUACUUUUCCUCCUGGACCGUCGCGCUCUACCAAUCCCCAACCGGGACAUCCCAACGUCGGGCUUUCCGCAGGAUCAUCACCCCACCCUUACGCCGGCGCAACUCUAUACCAACAACAAGGACCAAGACCCUCUCGCCACCAGCACCGAUCUCUCCGACCCGCGCGCGCCCUUCACCCCCUGGCCCCUCCGGCGCCUCUGCGCCGAGACCCCCACGUACGUCCCGGGCCUAACCUUCGUCUGCGACAACAACAGCGGCGGCCCGGGCAACAUCCGCAACUACCUGCUGACCUGCCUCCGGUACGCCCUGGAGGCCGGCGCCUCCGCCCUCGUGCUCCCGCGCAUCCAGACCCGCGCCCCGGGGAACCCGGCCAACCUGUUCGGCGGCGCGUACCGCGAAUUCGCCUACAUGUUCGACGAGCCGCAUUUCCGCCGCGCGAUGGCCGACGCCUGCCCCCGCGUCGCCGUGUACCCCUCCCUCGACGAGGUCCCCGGCGCGCGCGCCCAAGCGUCGCGGGAGGAUAGGAAAGACGUCGAGCAGAUCGUCGAGCGCGUCACGCCCAAGAACUUCGGGGGGAGUCGCGCCGGGUGCGACCAGCGGGACCCGAACCGGCAUGUGGACCGGUUCGGGGGGGCGUUUAGGGAGUGGUUGCGGAGCACGGCGUUCGAGCGCGAGCGCGCGCGGGAGAUAUCGUCGUCGGCGUCCGGCAACGGCGUCGACAACAACAACCUGCGGCUAAUACGGUUCUCGUGGGGCGUGUUGUGGGACUGGCCGGUGUACCGCGACGGGCCCGAGUUCGCAGCGACGUUCGGCGGGCUUCUCCGGAUCCGGGAGGACAUCCAGGAGGUAGCGGACGCGCUCGUCGCGUCGAUGAGAGCGCUCGCGGGUUCGACGCGGGGCACGGAGACGGCAGCCGGCCGGUCGUUCCUCGGGGUGCACCUGCGCACGGAAGCGGACGCGCUGUCGCGGUGGCCGACGUACGAGAACCAGACCGGGGGCUACCUGCGCGAGGCCGCGAGGCGGGGGUACCGGGGGCGGGUCGCGUACAUCGCGUCGGGGAACGAGACCGAGACGCGGAAGUUCGCCGCGGAGGCUAAGGCGAGUUUACAGCUGGAUGUUAGGUCCAAGUACGACUUACUACUACUAAACAAACAAAACGAAAAGCUGGAGAGGAAGCUGAGGUCGUUCAGCUGGGACCAGCAGGCGCUGGUGGAUUUCGUGGUUCUGCUGCGCUGCGACUAUUUCGUAGGGGUAAGCCCGAGCAGUUUUAGCAUUAAUGUGGCGCUGAAGAGACAUUUGCGGGAAGAGGGUCUAUAUACGCGGCCAUGGAAAGUUGGAGGUCAAGGUGAUGGAAGAAGCUGGCUCGUAGGACGCUAUGAUCGUUAUUGGGAAGAUUGGCUCUUCAUGUUCGAUGGUAUGUGGCCUUAAUCCAUAAAGGCGAAAGCUGUAUAAUAGUAUAUCCAUGUCUAAAUUAAAAUGGCAUAAAACCGGGUUAGU
This is a messenger RNA of Daldinia caldariorum, 1950 nucleotides long. RefSeq lists its product as uncharacterized. The coding region runs from base 370 to 1881 and encodes 503 amino acids. The transcript has a single exon. The record is from RefSeq and is a predicted model, not a curated record. Lineage: Eukaryota; Fungi; Ascomycota; Sordariomycetes; Xylariales; Hypoxylaceae.